AUGGUUUCAAUUAUGGAUGUAGAAUCGGAUAGACAGGUCUGUGAUAAUCGGGUAAUAGUGUCGCAAAGUGCGGUUAGCCAAAAAUCGAUUGAUCUAGAUAUCUCGCUCAGGCCAAUCAUCUCAUCGACAGCAGAUCGCGAUACGGGUAAUUUGGAGCCGGUGGCACACGUGGUAACUGGUACGGUCGCCAACCUGCCGGAAACACCGCAGCAAUCCGGCCCGUCCGCCGGGUUACCGGGCUACCAACACGAUGUUACCGAUACGGAUCUGGCGAAGAGAAGCAUGAAGUUAAACUUAGUAGAUACAGCUCACAUCGGGAACACUCGCGAUAUUGCACUACCAGCGGAGUUGAUCAACGCAGCAUCUUCAAGCACCGAUGUUGGUGCUGCUAGUGCGGGCACUGUUGUUACCACUACGGCCGCUAUCAUCAUGAAACAUCGCAAACUGAAGGAACGAACGUUCAGCGAUGAAAUUGGCUCACCCAAAUCACCUGCCGCAACAGUAGAAGUAGUCGACGACCGUAAGGCACUAAGGGAUGCACUGUACCAAGGAAUCUUUCAUCGACAUCGUCGAACGAUCUUCGCGGUAGGAAGCUUUUUGCGAAUGCUGAAAAGUCGAAACUCCUCAUACAACACGAUACGCAGCUCGUCGGAGGGGGAAGAUGACACGAAGUAA
This is a messenger RNA of Anopheles marshallii, 675 nucleotides long. RefSeq lists its product as uncharacterized. The record is from RefSeq and is a predicted model, not a curated record. The coding region runs from base 1 to 675 and encodes 224 amino acids. The transcript has 2 exons. Lineage: Eukaryota; Metazoa; Arthropoda; Insecta; Diptera; Culicidae.